UGGAAACUUGGAAUGUUGGACUCUGCAUAUGCUUAAAGAAGACUAUUAAUUGUAAAGGUUAGUGGGUUUUCCCGUUCUACUGAAACGUCAAAGUCACCGAAGAUUUUGGGCAUUCCAUAACCAUUACAAUCACUGCACGUCCUUAUGUCGCAGGUUCAUAACAGAAACUCUUCAGCGUCCAAGCGUGCUAGAACCGAUGGUAGUCGAAGGGAUGAUGACUGGACAUGCCCUAGCUGUGGCAAUGUCAAUUUCUCUUUCAGGACAACCUGCAAUAUGCGUAAUUGCACUCAACCGAGGCCGGCAGAUCAUAAUUCGAAGUCUGCUAUCAAGCCUCUACAAGCUCCGCAGGCGCAGGGUUAUUCUUCCUCAGCACCUUAUGUAGUAGGACUAGGAUCUAAUACCCCCUCUUCUAUUUAUCUUGCUGUACCACCAUAUGGUUCUGCCGUAUUCAAUGGGUCAUCUAUCCCUCCUUAUGAUAUUCCUUUUUCUGGAAGAUCAGCAUAUCAUUAUGAUUAUGGAAGUCGCCUCUCUGUUGGCAGUCCUUAUAGACCACUGCAUUUAUCUGGACAAAUGCCAUACACAAGUGGAUCGAUGAUGGGAAAUGGUGGGAUGUAUGCAUUGCAUCCAGUAGUGGACCGGUAUGGCCUGGGUAUGCCUAUUGGACCUGGAACUAUGGGCCCAACGCCAGGAUUUUUUCCUGAAGACAUGUCUCAGAAAAAGGACAUAGAUACAGCUCGUGACAAUGACUGGACAUGUCCCAAAUGUGGCAAUAUCAACUUCUCAUUCAGAACUGUCUGCAACAUGAGAAAGUGCAACACACCAAAGCCUGGAUCCCAGGUCUCAAAAUCUGACAAAAAUUCUAAGCAAAAGACUCCUGAGGGAAGCUGGAAGUGUGAAAAAUGUAAUAAUAUAAACUAUCCAUUCAGAACCAAGUGCAACAGACAGAACUGUGGUGCGGAAAAGCCGUCAGAUUCAAGUACAUCUCCUUCAUCUGCUUCAGAUCAAAAUGAUCAGGUUUGUUGUUGGGUAAAAUGUUUCUGUUUUGAUUGCACGCAUUGCUCGUUGCAACUGUUGUUGAUUUUUCAGCUCUUUGUAUACGUAGUAGACCUCAUAAAAGCCAAGAUGCUGCAGAGUUGUCUAAAGUGGAUUCAUUGGAAAAGUUUCACUUACGCUUCCUUUCAUUUGGAUCCUAAUACAACUUACAGCUAUACAUUUUUAAUUUCCCUCAUAUUUCUCCAUUGCAUCCUUUGAUUUGCAAUUAUUUACUGUUCCAGUGAGUACUAGGACAUGUUUGAGGGUUGAGAAGGUCCAGAGUUGUCGUUCAGCAUUGCUCAAUUUGGGUGUCUGACAGUCAGUCUUGUCGUCCUCUAUGUUGCAGCAGUUGUCAAGUCACUCCCCUUCUCAUUAUCUGUGUCAAUUGUACUGAGAUGGUAAUGGUCUUUGUGAAUCGUUAUGAUGCAUGUGUCAGCCAGCUUACCCUGGCGAAGAUUUUACUGGGUACCCUAUAUUCUCAGAAUCAACUCAAUUAUUCCAGUGGUAUACUAUCAUAGAUUCAUAUGAAUUUAGAUGAGGUACCAGUGGCAGGAAUUGUAUGUUUUCGUUUCUAGCUUUCUUUUGGCUAUUAACUGUCUGUUCAAGUAUCUUUGGAUGAUUAGAUGACUCAAAAGUAUGUAAAGAUUUCAAGUUUUUAGAUAAUUGAGGUUGUCACAUUUUUAGUAUUGGGUAGUUAUGGUGUCUUCUGUCUGCUAGCUAGCCUACUAUCCUCAAGGACGUAAAGGCCAUUUUCCUUCGUGUCAGUGCUUGUGGCAGGGUGGAUGGUUCAUGUCAGGUCAUUGGGUUUGAUGUUGAAAUAGAUUGUUUUUGUUCGAUCAUAGAUUUGUUUUUAGGAUUAUUUAAAAUAGCACCCCCUGCUGAUAACAUUAGUCUUCGGAGUCAUCUACUGGAGCCUGAUUGCUUCUUGCUUUAAAAGCCAAGUGGCAUUCUCAUUCUUGUGGACCAGGUCUAGCAUAUGGCCAUCAUAACCAAUGACGGUCGUUGGUAAUAUAGUAGUUUAAGAUGUUAUUAGAACGUAAAGGAUUUUGUCUUAAAACACUUGACUAGUGUUUCCUUAUUAUAGGAUUUACUUUUGUAGGAAAAUUUUGCGCUGCGGAUGCUAUGUUUAUAUCAUCUUAGUCUUUUAUUUUUUUUGGUGAAGUCUUUUAUUUUUUGUUUGUGCCCAUUUAUGCAUAUAGAUCACAACCAUGUGACGAUUUAUGGAGCGUUUGGAGCAUGAUGCUCCCUCCCAAAAGUGAAAAAUAAAAGGGGAUUGAGAGGAAAAUAUAACAAAAGAGAAGUUUUUUACCAAAAAAGAAAAAGGAGCAUAAAAAAUUUGAUAGUCCCGGUGUAUAUUAAAAAUUUUCUUAUGUUAGAUGUUGGGUUUCAUGCAUCGAGAUAUGUGUAAGGGAUUUGCCACCAUUGAGGAAAUAAAACGAUGCUUAAUAUGGAGAAGACGAUUGGAACAUGUUUGAAAACAACGAUUAAACCAGUUUUGUCGAUCUCAUUUUUUGUUUCAAUGUCUAUCCCCUUUCAACAAAUUACUAUCAGAAAUUCCGUCCAAAAUUUGAUUUGUUGGAAUACGUGCAUGUGGACGUCAAACGGAGUGGCAAGUGCAUGUCCUCCAGAGCACAGCUCCAUGCUAAUUUGAACUUACUUCUACAAUAAUAUCUACGUUUUA
Molecule: messenger RNA, 2713 nt
Organism: Gastrolobium bilobum
Lineage: Eukaryota; Viridiplantae; Streptophyta; Magnoliopsida; Fabales; Fabaceae
Product: ranBP2-type zinc finger protein At1g67325-like
Exons: 9
Coding region: 145-1251 (368 amino acids)
Source: RefSeq, a predicted model, not a curated record